Tigriopus californicus is the source of this 2424-nucleotide messenger RNA. Its product is annotated as GATOR complex protein Wdr59-like. NCBI's taxonomy places the organism in Eukaryota, Metazoa, Arthropoda, Copepoda, Harpacticoida, Harpacticidae. Gene Ontology annotation, molecular function: protein binding. The record is from RefSeq and is a predicted model, not a curated record.
GUUCCAGUUUCGCCGUCCUUCACAAGUAGGCAUUGACAAAAAGAAAGGCCAAGGCAUAUUGGAAAGGGCCUAGAGGGUGGUGAACACAAGAAUGGAGAAAGCCCGCUAUCUUACCCGCUUGCUCGAUUCACUUGACCAAGUUUGACGAAGGCUUUUGAGAGAAAAUCAGCUGAGAGUACCGAUUUGUCUUUUGACGUUUAUUUCUGCGUUACACCACUUCCAUCUAAUGAGGAGGAAGAGGGUGACGUGUCCAGAACUAAAGGAUUAAUAAUGGCACAAGACACAGCGUCUACAAGUGGAGCUUCAAAUUCGCAAGACCGCGUCCUUUCCUCCACUCUAAGUCGACAAUGGAGCUCGGAAAUCAUUUCAGCCGAACAUAUCGACCUUCAGGCCACGGCCAUGGGCCUGGAUUGCUCUGGACAGAUAGUUCUCUUAGGAGGCAAGAAAUAUUUGGGCUUGGUUAAGCUUGACUACGAGACCCCAACUUUGGAGGUUACGUCAAAGUUGAAUCGACCCACGACGAAAUGGGAAGCUUGCAAAAUCAGUUGGAAUCCGGAUAUCGGGUCGAAAGAGGUGGUGGGAAUGGCUUGGAACGACCGGGUGGAGUUGUUCAAAGUGCAACCACAUUCUAUUGCCUCCAUGGAUCAAUUGCGCUUCCAUUCCCGCGUUAUCACCGAUUUUGAUUGGAGCUAUGAAGACCCGAAUGUCCUUGCAUCGGCUUCGCUUGACAGCUUGGUGUAUCAAUGGGACAUUCGCGAACCAUCUACUCCAGUAUUAACCCUCAAUGGAAUGGUGCCAAUCACACAUGUUCGAUGGAACAGACACAAUCCACAUCACCUUGCUACUACCCAUGAGGGCGAAGUCAAAAUCUGGGAUAAUAGACGCCUCGAUAUGCCCACACGAUUUAUCAGUAUGCAGUCUUCCCGUAUCCUCAGCUUGGAUUGGAGCCGCAAUUCGGCCCAUAAAUUUGUGACCAGUGGUCAAGAUUGCACUGUCAAGUGUUUCGAUCUCGCAACCGACCACAAGAAUCCCAAAAAAGUACUCAAAACCGCUGCUCCUGUUCUCCGAGCCAGAUACACACCAUUUGGAGAGGGCUUGGCCACAGUCAUUAUCCCACAAUUGCAUCGUAACGAUAAUACAUUGUUCUUGUGGAACUCUCAACAUUUACAGUCACCUGUUCAUUGUUUCUUCGGGCAUAAGGAUGUGAUCCUUGAUUUUGACUGGCGGCGACUAGAAGGAAGCGAUGACAUGGAAAUGAUUACGUGGUCCCGAGAUCACACUUUGAGGCUGUGGCAAGUACCAGUUGCUCUUCAAAACCAAUGCGGUGGAAAAGGUUGUUCAACAAAGACUUCAGUCUCAAACGAAAGCGAUUGUGACGAGAAAGAAGAUGACGACAUCAACAAUUACGAGGAGAAACAUGACAAUAGCCAUCCACCGCCCUUGGAGCCCCAAGAUUCCUUUGAAGAGCUGGAUGUCGACAAAACCCUCACCAGAUCGGGUGGAUUAGAACUGCUCAAAGAAGAAGAGGAACAACAACAGCAAUUGCAAAAUAAUCUCGAUACUGCAUUCAUAGUACCCUCCAGAGAAUCGACUCCGUUGCGACAGCUGGAGAGGAAGAAUUCCAGUAUUUUGGCUCAAGAGUUCCAGUCUUUAGACAUGAGUCGCAUCAAAUACAUCACCAUUGAAAACCUAGACUGGGCUAGACGGACUUGUCGACUCUCGGCCAGUUUCCUUGGCAAGAUCACAUUUCAUAAAAUAUUCCUCAGAAUCACGUUUCAACGUGAUUAUCCCCUAUCAUGCCCAAUGUUCGCGAUUGGACGAGGAACUACCCUGGACAGUGCCAGUAAAGCUUCUAUUGUCGACGCCAUGAAAAUGACAGCUGGCCAACAUGUUCGAAGAAAUUUGAUCUGUCUGGAGCCGUGUCUUCUUCAACUAGAGGCUUUGAUUGAUCAGAUGAGAAAAGGCGGUGGAGGCGAGUCCUUUACAUCAUCGUCAGAUAUCCUCAGCAUGCGGAAUAGUCUACCGGGACAAGGAGAAGCCUUAAAAAAUAACACGCCACCUCCAAAUCCAUUUCCUUUGGCAGUUGAUGGCAAUCCGGAGAUGUUAGAAGGUGACAUGGGAAAUUUGCCAGACAGCAAUGUACCCUACCCCAAAUUAAGUGGAGCUCGAUUUUGCUCCAAUGACUUGUUGGUAUGUUUCUGCCAGACUGAUUCUGUGUCAAAAAUGGUGAGGAGUUCGCCUGGAAACACCUUGAUUUUGACACCUCGAGCUUUGCCAGCCUUCGAAACCUCGUACCAUCUCACGCAACAAUUGGAUAUAAUGAAUGGAAUGAGACCUAUGAAUGCUCGAAGCGGCCAAUUUAGACAGAGUCCAAGCAAAUAUCAGAGCUCUUCAUCGAACUUGACGUGUAACAGCUCGUCCUCG